Molecule: messenger RNA, 342 nt
Organism: Geodia barretti
Lineage: Eukaryota; Metazoa; Porifera; Demospongiae; Tetractinellida; Geodiidae
Source: the annotation of a GenBank genome assembly
AUGGGCCAGGACAAUCCGGAUCUGCUGAGCGACUCCGCAAACGAUUCGGAGACGCCAUCCAGCAAGGUCCUCACUCAAUACGCGGUAUUGGGACGCUAUGAUUUCGUCAUCAUCACCGAAGCUGAGGACAACCAGUCUGCCGCCAGGUUAUCGCUGGAUUUGGGGGUGCGCGCCGGCUUGAACAUCGAAACCCUACCGGCGUUGCCCAUCGGUGUUCUGUCAGACGAAGAGCACACGAGUAUGCUACGGGACGUUGCGGUAGCGCUUGCCGUCCCCGACGGCCCCGACGAAUCCGGCCAGGAAGGCGAUGACUCCUGGCGGUUGCCCGACGAACCUGACUAA